Molecule: messenger RNA, 3003 nt
Organism: Branchiostoma floridae (Florida lancelet)
Lineage: Eukaryota; Metazoa; Chordata; Leptocardii; Amphioxiformes; Branchiostomatidae
Product: G-protein coupled receptor 3-like
Exons: 1
Coding region: 1296-2507 (403 amino acids)
Biological process (GO): G protein-coupled receptor signaling pathway
Cellular component (GO): membrane
Molecular function (GO): G protein-coupled receptor activity
Source: RefSeq, a predicted model, not a curated record
GCAUGAACCUUGAAGCAUAGAGAAACUUAACACUGGCUAAGGCUUUAUCCUCAUUGAAAAAAAGAAUAAUGACCAUAACGUGUUCAAAGCACAAGAAAUCAAAACCGAAAGUCCUAGCUGCUGCAGGUGCAUGGAAAGCCGCCAGGGGCCUCUAAUCUAAUUUAUUCAUUCUGCCCACAAACACCCACAUACCAAAUAUUAUAAACAUCCGUACACAACUUCUUGAGUUGUGCUGUUCGCGGACGAAAUAAAAUCCGAAAACGACCUUCUUGGCGAAGGGAUAAAGGUAAGUCCCUUUUCUUAAAUUAAACUUAACCUGUAAAAUAAAAUAAAACGCUAAAAUCUAUCUGGAGAUGCAGGGUAUCGAUCCCCGUACCUCUCGCAUGCUAAGCGAGCGCUCUACCAUCUGAGCUACAUCCCCGGUCACGCAUCAUUCCCGAAUAAACAAGUUGUUAGCAGUCUUUGAAAUAGCUGAAGAGAUGAAGAAAUACCAUAUCGUUUGGACAUAAGUUAUACAAUAUUAUAUUUUCUCAUGAUAUAACAAUUCAUCCCAGAUGUCUUAAACCAUUCUGAUGCUUGAAACACUUCCCUCGGUCUUGAUGUCUCCUGCCACAUGUAAGACAAUAAUCUUGAUGUCUAUGUAAUGAGAUCACACGCGCAGCAACGUGAAAUGGGAAACUAAUACUACCCCGGCCCCAGCCAGGAAGGUGCCCUUUGACUACCAGUUAGUGAAAUACAUAUUAAAGAUGAAACUAGAAUACGAAACCAAAGAUCUCAUGCGUCCGCAAAUAGUUUUUGCGAAUUUCUUAAUUCCAUCUCUUGCCAUAGUAUUUAAUAUCAUGCACAAGCUUCAAGUCCCAUGUGCAUUUGCCGUACCAACUAUCCCAAAUUAAUUAUAGGGCCAUUAACACAGUUUUAGCAGAACGUAAGACUAUAGAAUGUAAGGCUUUGAUAUCGGCAAGACAUAGCUGAUGUGGUGCUGUAGUUCUUGAAAAAUUUGAUAUUGGGAUUCUUUUGUUCCUCCAUAACUACCAUCAUGCCAAAAAUUCAUGAAAAUCUAUCAAAAAAAUCUUGAGUCUCAUCUGGUGCAUAUACAAAACAAAAGGAACCAAAACAAUACCGCCCGUUUGAAAUACCAGUACCCCGGUGGCACCAGUCCUUCAUUUCCUCAAAGACUAAAUUAGAAAAACGAGAAAAAAGAAACGCCAACCGGGGUCAGCUGGUAUCUGAAGGAAACCCGAUUGCACGUCUUUCAAAACAAAAGACGUUCAAAAGCGAAGGUGUCCGUGAAAUUAAUGAAAACACCAUUUAUAAGAACCCAACAGUGCGUGGUUUGUCUCAGAAAGACCGAAACCUACACAAUGUGCAUCGUUAGCUACAUGUAUGUUAUAGCAAUGUUACUGGUUCUCCAUCUAACAAGUCGCUGUGUUGGGAUAGACUCUGUUUCUGGGUCGGACAUGAACGUUACAGACCAGGUCGAUGAUAAGCUCACUAAUUCAACACUGUGGAUCCGGAAUGGUUCGUCUGAAAACUGUACUUCUGCGACCAACAACGUUAACAACAGCUCCAGCUUAGGAGAGAAUAGCACUUCAAUCAUCAACGUGCACGCAUGUCUACAGGAGGAGCCACUCUUCCCUCUUCAACAGUACGUCUCAACCGUGUCUUUAUUCAUAGUAGGCAUCACUAUAUUUCUUGGUGUCUGGUCAGUCGUGGCAAACAGCCUCCCACUAGCAGCUAUCAUCAAGCACGAACAGCUUCACACUCCAGUCUACAUCCUAGUGGCUAAUCUGGCGGCUAGCGAUGUCUUGGCCGGCAUAAGCUUCAUCUUAGGCGGUAGCUCACAGGUGCACGUCGUAACAACGGAGACUGUUCCCUCUAACUUCAUCUUACGUCUCCGCUUCUCGUCAAUCUUACUGUCCGGGACAUCCUCCGCAUACAGCCUCAUGGCGCUAACAGCUGAGCGCUACUGGUUCAUCGUCCACGGGAUGAGCUACGUCAGUAACGUCACCGACGGCAAGUGCAAGGUCACGAUCGUAGUGCUGUGGGUGUGGUCACUGCUGCUGGCGAUGCUGCCCAACUUCGACCAGCGAUGCACUGACCGUUUUGACGACACGUGUAUCCCGAUAGGAGCGGGACUGUCCAAACAAUACGUCAUCGUUGCCGUCGUGUUUGUUUUCAUCCCGAUGGCGACGAUCUUCCUCUUCAACCUGGGCAUCUUCUGGUGUCUGUGGAAGCACGUGAACGCCAUCGCCGCGCAAGAAGCCGCUGUGGGCGCCCAGCCGAGCGUCAGCAGAAAAUCCGCCAUCACCAUCGUCAUCAUCACAGUCGUGUUCCUGGUGGGAUGGAUGCCAUUCUUCGUCAAACUGGCUCAGCUUUCAACGGACAUGGUUUCCGUGCAAUACACGAUGGUCCUCAUUAUCGUCAACUCAGCAAUCAACCCCGUGAUCUACGGGUUUCGUCUGAAGGAGGUUAGGCGUGGUGUUGCAAGACUCUUCGUCAAUUAUUAGUAGCAGAGAGGACUUCUAUAUCUAUUACGUUUAUCUAGUCAAGACAAAGUACUGGUAUGUAGGAAAUGCGUGAUAGUACAACUUGCGAUGUCUCUCUAUCUUUUAUACUAAUUAUAUCAGGCAAGAGGCAGAAUAUUACCAAAGGGUUUAUGUUGAGAUUUUUUUGUACCAUUUUGCUUUUACUGGUGUUCAAUCUUCUGUUGUUAAAGAAUUUGUGCCCCAUAGACACCAAUUUGUGUCAUUAACUGUGUGAAAAAAGUUGAUCUUCUUUUACUUGAGAGUUAAUGAGAUAACACGCAUUUCUUUUAUCAAUUCUCCAUAAGGAUAUUUCAAUCUCGUAGCGGAUCAAGGGCAUUGAGGGAUAGCAAAAGAAGACAGAGUUUAGGACAUAAAUAGGUACCAUGUCGCACACUGAAUAAAUAUCAAAAUCGUCAUUUUGGGCACUGUGGCUGUGGUGGUAACUGCGUUGGAAUACUGUUACUGUCUAAAAAUUUAA